Molecule: messenger RNA, 1380 nt
Organism: Rotaria sp. Silwood2
Lineage: Eukaryota; Metazoa; Rotifera; Eurotatoria; Philodinida; Philodinidae
Source: the annotation of a GenBank genome assembly
GGAAACAUUUCUCUACAAAAUACAUAGUCGAAUGACAAAAUAACGUCAAAAAUGAUGGAACGGUAUGUGCUUCUUUGAACGGUUCCAGAAAAUUAUUUUUGGAACCGUGCAGGGCUCUAGUGACCGUGCGUAUAUGUGUGAGUUAGGGCAUUCCCAUCGAGUUUAUCUGGUCUGUGUCGUUUUCCGUCUGUUUUGGUCUGUUUACUUGUCUGCCCCGCUUUCUUUGUUUGUUUGUUUCUUUGUUUGUUUCAUUUGUUGGUCUCAUUGUAUCGUUUAUGUCUCUUGUCUUUGGUUUUCGUCUUUUCCGCUUCUGUUCUCGUACCUAGUCGCCUUUGUCAGCCUCUCGUGAUGGCGGUGCUGUCGUCUUCUGAGUGUGUAGGUUGGUUUGUUUAUGUUUUUGUUCUGUUUUAUAUAUAUACUAGUUUCCUUCCUUUUUCUUGUUUCUUGCUUGUUUGUUUUACUUCUCUUCGUGUUUAUGUCUCCUUGUCUGUUUGUCUGCUACUCGCGCGAUCCCCAGAAAAUUUUUUAACAUGUAUGUCUUAAAAGGCCUACGGGCAUUAACUCCCCACUUAGCAUAAUAAAAAAAAAAAAAAAAAAAAAUUCACUCUACUAUUAUAAGGACAAAACAUGGUGUUGUUCGGGUCAUAUGAAAGAGAGUCCCUACAAACCCCAUAAUCGGCCCGAACAACACUAUGUUUUGUCCUUACAAUAGUGGAGAAAAUCUUUUCUGAAUCGUUUUCAUACCUAAAUUUCACAUACCUUGAAAUUUAAAUAACUCGCUCUAGGCACGCCAAUGGCCGCUCAUGUUUUAAAUUUGUUAGUUUCUCGGUGAGAGUGAUCAUUUGACCCGAACAUGGUCAUUCAAUUUAACUUACAGUACAUGCCCUCCAUUGUUAGAAAUAUUUCUUUUAAUCAAUUAAAUUAAUUGAAUCUUUCUAGAUACCAAAGCUACGAGAUUUUAGUUUAAAAACUUUCAUUGAAGAUGAUUUUGACUUUAUCUAUUUGAAAUGGCUUCUUAACAAUUUAAAUUAUAUUGAAAAACUUCAACUUCAUAUUAAAAAUGAUAAACUAACCGAAACAAGAUGUCAAAAUAUAUGGAAAUCUUUGAUUGAUGCAAAUUUCAUUCGUCAAUAUUGUUUACCUGAUAUAAUAGAUAAUUUAAUUUAUUUCAAUUUUUAUAUUUGUUCUGAAUGUCAAUUAUCAUUUAAUGAUAUCUCGAGAAUAAUAAAUUCAUUUAAAAUUCAUUCUUUUUUUAUUGAACAUCAAUGGACAAAUGUCAAAUGUUUAUUUGAUCCAAUUAUGUCAUGUCUACAUAUUUUUUCUUCUUUUAGUAAUACAUUUCAAUCUUCUGAUAGUUUGAUGUCAGUUAUUAUUUAUUAG